Molecule: messenger RNA, 1029 nt
Organism: Rotaria socialis
Lineage: Eukaryota; Metazoa; Rotifera; Eurotatoria; Philodinida; Philodinidae
Source: the annotation of a GenBank genome assembly
AUGUCUACAGAAAAUGAUCCUACAGAGCCCACUAUGCAGCCAACGACAAUAUUGGAAAUACCAUCGCCGAAAGAAAAUACGCUUAGCUGUGGAAUAUGCGAAGUAAAUAUUCCCGCGGCUGAUGCAUAUUUGACAUGCAUAAAUCAAAAAUGCCACAGAGUGACAUGUGCAAACUGUAUCAACACAAUGGUCAACAUGUUUUUUGCUCAGCCGACACUUAACUAUCCUCUCAAAUGUGGGAGUUGUCGAACAGCUUUCAACAAAGCGUCUGUUGAGCGUGUUAUUAUAAAUGAAAACUAUUAUGAGAAAUAUAUUGCUUGUAUGCUUCCACUCUAUUGGUCCAAAAAGUGUCUCGAUAAUGAUGAAGAAUUAGCAAAAUGUCCAUUUUGUCCUUAUCUGGAAAUCCAUACAACUGAUGCUUGCCCUAUUCAAUUUCUCACCUGUCAACAUCCUAAUUGUGGGAAACGAUCAUGUUUGAUAUGCUUGAGCGUUGUACAGGAUGAUACUGAUGAGUUAACACAUCGAUCUCGCUGCGUCGAGUAUCGUCAUUAUAAAACAUUAAUUGACGAAGCCAUUGCAACUGGUUCGCUUAGACAAUGCCCUCAUUGUGAAUUGGCAGGUAUCAAAGAUGACAAUUGUACGCAUAUGACUUGUGCACGAUGUUCCGGAAAAUGGUGCUAUUUUUGUGGGAAGAAAGAGGAAGAGUGUAAUGUCGACGACGAUGAAUAUCCCAGUUUAUCUAGUCAUAACAAUGAUUGGGAGUCUAAUCCUGAUCGAUGCCCAAUGUAUCUCUGUAAAAUUUGCGAAUUGGACGACCGCUGGUCAGCGGAAGAUGAAGAUUGUUUAGAAUUCUUUCAUCGUUGCCAAACUUUACGUAACCUGUACGAAGUUCUCGAAUCUAUCGGCGAAGAUAUACUAGAGGAGUUGAAUGAUCAAUAUGGUAUCAUCGACGCAUGCGGUUACUCAUUCGACGACAUCAAGGAUGAAGAAAAUCGAAUAUUGAUCAAAUACGAAUGGAAUGAUUCUUGA